AACCAGCUUGUACAGCGCCAAACCGUCAAAAUGGCUCCUUCCAACCUUCCCGCCAUCUUCAACCCCACCCAGCAGGACAUUGAGAUGCUCCUGGCUGCUCAGUGCCAUCUCGGCAGCAAGAACCUCCAGGUUCACAUGGAGCCAUACCUGUGGAAGACCAGGCCCGACGGUGUCAACGUCUUGAACAUUGGCAAGACCUGGGAGAAGAUUGUCCUUGCCGCGCGCAUCAUCGUCGCCAUUGACAACCCGGCCGACAUCUGUGUCAUCUCUGCCCGUCCCUACGGACAGCGUGCCGUCCUCAAGUUCGCAUCGCACACCGGUGCCACCGCCAUCGCUGGUCGUUUCACCCCCGGUAACUUCACCAACUACAUCACCCGUUCCUUCAGGGAGCCCCGCCUGGUUAUCGUCACCGACCCCCGCACCGACGCCCAGGCCAUCAAGGAGGCUUCCUACGUCAACAUCCCCGUCAUUGCCCUCUGUGACGGAGACUCACCUACCGAGUACGUCGAUGUUGCCAUCCCCACCAACAACAAGGGUCGCCACGCUAUUGGUUUGAUCUGGUGGAUGCUUGCCCGUGAGGUCCUCCGCCUCCGCGGCACCCUCGCCAACCGCGAGACCGAGUGGGACGUCAUGACUGACUUGUACUUCUACCGCGACCCCGAGGCUGAGGAGAACAAGGACAGCGCUGGUGUUGAGGAGGCCAAGGUCCCUGGUGCCGACGAGGUUGGCCCUGGUGCCGUCGCUGAUGGCUUCACUAGCGAGUGGGAGGUCUCCGGCGCAUCUGCUGGUGCUUUCACUGCCCAGGCCGCCGCUGCCCCCGGCACCAGCUGGGACGCUGACACCGCCGACUGGGCUGCGUCUGGCGAUGCUCAGACUGGCAACGAAGGCUGGGGUGCUGAGACUGCUGCCCCUGCUACCACCACCCAGUGGUAGAUAUCAUCUUGAGCAUCUUCGUCAAUUCUUCUCUUACAUACCCUGUCUUUGACAACCACUGGCAUGUCGGCGUAGGAGUAGGGAAAGGAAAAGGAAAAAAAUGAGACCAUUUGACAAAAACUCAAGAAUACCAUGCUUUCAGUGGAGAGGGUCGUCUUGAGGGAUAUGAUCAAUGCUACGCGCUUAUGAGGGAAAGAUAUCCAUGCUUCUCUGAGGUAUGGGGGAA
Messenger RNA from Alternaria alternata, 1159 nucleotides. Its product is annotated as ribosomal protein S2. Gene Ontology annotation, cellular component: 90S preribosome; cytosolic small ribosomal subunit; ribosome. The record is from RefSeq and is a predicted model, not a curated record. The coding region runs from base 31 to 933 and encodes 300 amino acids. The transcript has 3 exons. Gene Ontology annotation, molecular function: structural constituent of ribosome. Gene Ontology annotation, biological process: ribosomal small subunit assembly; cytoplasmic translation. Lineage: Eukaryota; Fungi; Ascomycota; Dothideomycetes; Pleosporales; Pleosporaceae.